GGUGAUGUUAUGCAGCUUCGGUGCCGUGUAUAGUCACUGAUACCAAAAUGGAGUUUUUCAAGUGCCUGUUUGCCGUUGUAGUAGUUGCCACUCUGGCCUGUGAUGUUUCUGCUCAGCAUUACUGGUCGCUGCCUCUGCCGAAUCAGAAAGCUCCUCUUCUGCCUCAGCCCCAGCUGGAGGUGCCUCCACCUGAAGCUCCCUUUGACGAGUGCCAGGUGGCGCAGGAAGACAAGAUCCAGUGUGGGCCUGCAGACGUCACCGCUGAGCACUGCGAGAACAUCAACUGCUGCUUCGACGGUCACCAGUGCUUCUACGGGAAAGCAGUGACUGUGCAGUGUACCAGGGAUGGCCAGUUUGUGGUGGUUGUAGCUCGAGAUGCGACCUUGCCCAGCAUAGAUGUGGAGUCCGUCAGCCUGCUGGAGACGGACGACCCUGCAUGCGCACCUGUGGAUGUCACUUCAGCUUUUGCCAUCUUCCAGUUCUCUGCGACUUCAUGUGGCACCACGUUCAAGGAGGAAGAGGGUCAUGUCGUGUACGAGAACCACAUGUCUUCCUCGUAUGAAGUGGGGGUCGGACCCAGAGGCUCGAUCACCAGGGACAGCCAUUUUGAGUUACUGUUUCAGUGUAGGUAUUCUGACACCUCAGUGGAGGCUCUCGUCAUGGAGGUCGACGUGGUUCCUCCACCAAUGUCUGUCGCCGCUGCUGGAAUCCUCCGAGUGGAGCUCAGGCUUGGAAGUGGACAGUGUCAAACUAAGGGAUGUGUUGAGGAAAAUGCGGCGUACAGCACCUUCUACAACCAAGCAGACUACCCAGUCACCAAAAUCCUGAGGGAACCAGUCUACGUCGAGGUGUCCCUCCUGGAGCGCUCUGACCCAAACCUGGUCCUGAACCUGGAGCACUGCUGGGCGACCUCCAACCCCAAUCCUCAGAGCAUUCCACAGUGGGAUCUUCUCAUUGAUGGGUGUCCCUACCAUGAUGACCGUUACCUGACCACCCUGGUGCCCAUCGAUGGCUCCUCUGGCCUCCUUUACCCGACGCACCACAAGCGCUUUAUCAUCAAAAUGUUCACAUUUGUGGAUCAAAGUGACUUUUCGCCCCAGAAAGACACGGUGUUCAUCCAUUGUUCCACGGAGGUGUGUUAUCCGAGCAGCACUCAAUCCUGUGAACAGACAUGCCAUCGUCAACGAAGAGCUGUGGCUCCAGCGAGAAGGAUUUCUGCGAGUCGGAGGUCUCUAGUCUCCAGUGGGCAGGUGAUCCUGACUGACCAGUGACUAUCGGCUCUAAAUGCAAAAUGAAGACUUGAUUCUACUGGCUGUGACUUAAUAAAAGCUCAUCCUUAAAAUUUGG
Molecule: messenger RNA, 1347 nt
Organism: Gasterosteus aculeatus aculeatus (three-spined stickleback)
Lineage: Eukaryota; Metazoa; Chordata; Actinopteri; Perciformes; Gasterosteidae
Product: zona pellucida sperm-binding protein 4
Biological process (GO): prevention of polyspermy; binding of sperm to zona pellucida
Cellular component (GO): egg coat
Molecular function (GO): structural constituent of egg coat; acrosin binding
Source: RefSeq, a predicted model, not a curated record